Molecule: messenger RNA, 2536 nt
Organism: Topomyia yanbarensis
Lineage: Eukaryota; Metazoa; Arthropoda; Insecta; Diptera; Culicidae
Gene: CARPA
Product: carbonic anhydrase-related protein 10
Exons: 9
Coding region: 1244-2260 (338 amino acids)
Molecular function (GO): carbonate dehydratase activity; zinc ion binding
Source: RefSeq, a predicted model, not a curated record
UUUGGUUAGUUAUUCGAUGACAGCUGAACGAACCGGUCGCGAAAGGGUCCGAAUCCGAUACUGGCUGCGGUACGUACCUACACGAUAGACACACGCGCGGUCAACGAUGGAAUUUGUAUGCAAAACGAAACCGGAUACUACUACGUAGGCCAUCUAGAGCCAAGCUUCAACCGAACCCGUGAGAACACGCGUGAGUGAACACCGGGGAUGGGGAUUUGAAUCAGCUGGCCUUCCGCCGCCUCCGACCUCACAUAUUUCACGCUGUCUCGGAACAGCGUUGUCGAUCCGGUGUGUGUGUGUGUGACUUUGAUUUUCGAAGAGGUUUUGUUUUUUGGUGAAAAUUGAUUUGCUUGUGAGAAAAGCGAAAGUGAGCAGCAGCAAAAACACUAACCGCACCAACGAUUAAAGAGUUCCAACAAAGCACACGAUCGAAGCAACCCAGCACUUGAGCAUAAUCUAAUGACGUAAAAAUCUCCUGUUCUAGCAGAAAAUUAAAUUAAGUGGCCCCUCGCUCUUCCAAGUGCUUCAUCGUCAACCCCUAUCAGCCAGACCCGGCGCGACAGCGAUUAAGGGGGUGUUAUGAUGGGAAAUAGAAAGAACCCUGCGCCGCCAGCGGCGGUCUAGAAUUGAAGUAAAACAUUUUAACAAAGUGAACACGUUUCCGGUUCGUAAGUGUGUGUGUGUGUGUGGGUUCAAAUGAGUUCGAUUGCUGUUUUACGACGGUUCCAAUUGAAUUUUGAAAAAUCUUGCAUCCAGCCCCAAAACGGCGAGUGCCGUGCAAAGCAGGCCAUGCACGUUGAGUGAAGUGAGCAAAAUCCGUCUGUGUAGGGAAGUGUGAGAAGAAAAAAAAAUUGUUCCCCAGGGGAAAAAGUGAGAACGGUCGAAAGGAAACCAAAAAAAAAAGUUUGAAAUGUCGUACGCCAGCCUACUGUGACGUCGCCGCCAGUCGCCAGAAAAUUAGAGAGAGGAAUUUGCUUUGAUUUCUAGGUGUAGGUGGUGCGGGCGUUGCUGUGUGUAUGUGUGUGGGUGUGGGAAAGUGCAAUUGAAUGCCUUUAAGGGCAAGAAAAAAGUGCGAAGGAAAAAGUUAGUUUUGAUGUGCGGGUUAAUUAAAAAUAAUUGCUUGUUAAACGUCGUGACAGCCGACGCCGUGGUUGCAUAAUUAGUGCACCUGCCUCGGAAGAUCGAGAAAGGUGGAGGAGUACAGUCCUUCGCUCGCAGGAAAGCCACACGGACCGCGGACACAAUGCUAGCUAAGUUAGGUGUAAAUAUAGUUAUUCUACUAAUCGUAGGCAAAGAAAUAAAGGCCAGCUGGGAGGAAUGGUGGACGUACGAUGGAAUAUCAGGUCCCGCCUUCUGGGGUCUAAUCAACCCACAGUGGAACAUGUGCAACAAGGGACGCCGCCAGUCGCCGAUCAACGUGGAACCGGAGAAGCUGCUCUACGAUCCGUACCUAAGGUCACUGCACAUCGACAAGCACAAGAUCUCCGGCACGCUGCACAAUACCGGUCAAUCGUUGGUGUUCCGGGUGGACAAAGAUACCAAGCAGCACGUGAACAUCUCCAGCGGACCGCUCGCCUACCGGUAUCAGUUUGAAGAGAUCUACUUCCACUACGGAACGGACAACAAUCAGGGUUCGGAGCAUCACAUCCAUGGGUACAGCUUUCCCGGGGAGAUUCAAUUAUACGGCUUCAACAAGGAACUGUACCACAAUAUGUCCGAGGCACAGCACAAAGCCCAGGGAAUCGUCGGUAUCUCGCUGAUGGUGCAGAUCGGCGAUACGCCCAAUCCCGAGCUGCGGAUAAUAACCAGCACCUUCAAUAAGGUGCUCUACAAGGGUUCUUCCACUCCGAUUCGGCACAUUUCACUGCGAUCUCUGCUGCCAAACACCGAACAGUACAUGACGUACGAAGGAUCCACCACGCAUCCCGGCUGCUGGGAGAGCACGGUAUGGAUCAUCCUAAACAAACCGAUCUACAUCACGAAGCAGGAGCUCUACGCCCUCCGGAAGUUGAUGCAGGGCUCGGAGCAGACACCAAAGGCGCCACUCGGUAACAAUGCGAGACCGCUGCAGGCACUGCACCAUCGUACGGUUCGGACAAACAUUGAUUUUGCCCACACCGGAGCGAAUAAGAAUCAGAACUGUCCAACCAUGUACAAGGACAUGUACUACAAGGCGAACCGCUGGACGUCGGAGCUGUCGGCGAGGGGUCGCGAACGAGGUCUUCCAGAUAUUGACACCGUGUUCCACUCGCUGCCCUAGUGGAGUUGGCGUGGGGGUGGCACCGGCGGUACCACUCCCAAAUAAGCCAUGGUCAUCUAUGUUUAGCUAAUUCACCUAAAACAAUGGAACUAGUUAAGAUAUUCGAAGCGGUUUGUAUAAAGUAUGGGGUAUAUGGCUAAAGUGAACGUUAGAUAAUUAGUGAAACAAAAGUGUAAACGAAAAAAAAACAUUGUUAUUAGAUCGUUACUUCAACGGGCGCCGAAGGUGUGAAGGGGAGCUUUCCUAUAAAAUAAGUGAAUGCCAAAAAAAACAAAA